Messenger RNA from Mercurialis annua (annual mercury), 823 nucleotides. RefSeq names its product protein DEEPER ROOTING 1. The transcript is spliced from 5 exons. NCBI's taxonomy places the organism in Eukaryota, Viridiplantae, Streptophyta, Magnoliopsida, Malpighiales, Euphorbiaceae. Bases 1 to 783 code for a protein of 260 amino acids. Gene Ontology annotation, biological process: regulation of growth; gravitropism. The record is from RefSeq and is a predicted model, not a curated record.
AUGAGAUACAGCUCAGAUGGGAUAAGUAAUAAGUAUCAAUCUAUAUUUAGUUGGAUGCAAAACAAAUUCAAUGCCAGACUCGGCACCAACAAACUCAAUCCUAUUUCUGUUCAUUGUAAGCUUAUUCUCCUCUCUUUCGCUCAAUUCCAGAAAGAACCAGCUGCCAGGAAGGAAGAAUUCAGCGAUUGGCCUCAUGAAUUACUGGCAAUAGGUACAUUUGGAAGCAACCAUAAUGCCAUAAAAGAAGAAAAUAUCAAGCCAAACUUUGUUCAAGAAAAUCAAUCUCAGCAUCAUCUCGAACAACUUACACCUGAAGAAGUGCAAAAGAUUCAAAAUGAGCUGAACUUGUUAUUGCACAAACAAGAUGGAUCAACGUCCGUCAAUGGAAAUUCAAUCCUGGAAGAUGAUGAGGAAGAUUGCAGCAGAAAUAAUAUAGUUGUAGGCAGAUCAGGAAGAGGAUUAUACGUGGAUAAUACAAAUAAUAAUGCAAUAAAUAAAAAAUCAUUUUCUAUUCUGCUCAAGAAAAUGUUUGUUUGCAGAGGUGGAUUUGCACCUACUCCAAGUCCAAGAGAUCAGAUCCCUGAAUCUAGACUGGAAAAGAUAUUGAGAGCAAUACUUCAUAAGAAAAUAUAUCCUCAAAAUCCAAGUUCAAGUUCAAGUUCAAGUUCAACAGCAAAGAAGUACUUGGAGAACAAACACAACUCUGAUAGUGAUGACGAGGAUGAUAAUAAUAGAAGUAAAUGGGUGAAGACAGAUUCUGAAUAUAUAGUUCUGGAGAUAUAACUAUUGAAUUGCUUAUGGUCAGCUGCAAACAUAAAAUAUU